Molecule: messenger RNA, 2252 nt
Organism: Schistosoma curassoni
Lineage: Eukaryota; Metazoa; Platyhelminthes; Trematoda; Strigeidida; Schistosomatidae
Source: the annotation of a GenBank genome assembly
AGAGAAGACUUGGCAAACACGUACUCAUCCAUGGAUUACCAUCCCCUCUUGAAACAUUUGUGUCGAAUGCGUGUCUCGUAACUUGCAUACUGUUGUCAUUAUCUCAUCAUUAACUUGUUUCUAUUUCGCUUAUUAUCAUCUCCACUUCCUCUAUUAUUCCUACACUUCUGUAUUCUCAUAAUAUGUGCACUGUCAAUCAAUUUUUCUUCUGACCCUAAUGUUUCUGAUUACUGCUUAUACUCUUACUACCUCUACCACUACGGAAUUUGAAUCGACAACUAAAUCUCUGUGCUAAUGUGGUAUGGCAACUCGAGCUGAUGUACAUACGUACGAAGUUCUACGUUGUUACUGACUGACUGAGUAUCCGAAUUAUCACUUAUUUUUCACAUUGCAACCAACGAGCAUCCUGUAUGUUAAUGUGAAUAGUCCUGGUAUCCAUAAUCCCUACUAUCCUGAGAUAAAUACACUGAUAAUUAUAAGUAGUCAAAAUGAUUCGCUAAGCAGGAACUGUCAGAAUAGUGCCAUUUAAGACAGAUGGAACUCGAUGAGUAUAAAUGAACGCAUUCUGUUUGGACUUCGAAUUGGCAGCGGAAUAAACUAUAAAGGAGUCAUCAAUUAGUACAAAUACCGUAUUUCUCCACUCAAUAAGUUCAUUUUAGUUUACUAUCAUUACCUUAUCUAAUAUUUUUUUCAUUCAGCUUGCCUAUCAGUUUUGAUGAUAUUUCACACGAUCUCAUAGUUGCAUGCUUAUCAAACUGAUCUCAGUUUACAAUUUUGAUAUCGAUCACUUCUCUCUAUAGCCCUAUUAAGAGUGUAUUGAAUUAAAUGUCUAUCGUUUCUACCUUAUUCAGCAUACUUUAGUAGCAUUAGCCCCGAAUCUAAAAAGCGUUUUUUUGUUUGCAGAAUGAUUAUUGGUUAACUUAUAAAGCACUAUCUCGGAUAUAGUGUUAGGAUUGAACCGAUCCGAUUAUAUGCUUCAUGUACAAGGAGAUUUAUGCGAUACUAAACGGACUUCUCUUGCGAACCGGUUACAAAGUACAGUAGUAGCCGCUCAAUCUGAUAUUGAGACUCAAGAUGAAGCUUGGGAUGGUUUGUUGAUUCGACAAGUUGAAUUCAAUAUGAUUGCAUGUAGCUUUUGUGGUCUUGCUCAGCGUAUUGUUCCACAACAUCGUAUUUCCUUAUCCUUGCAUGGAAUUUCAAGCGAUUUAAAUAAUCGUGUACCUGAUUGCUUUUCUGCUGAUAGAUUUAGCGAAGCUUUAUUAUCUGCUUGUCGUAUGUAUGUCGAAGAUUGCUCUAGAAGAAAUUUAAUCACGUCAAACAUAUCUAUUCUUGUAGUUGUUGGUAAGAAUGAAAAAAAUAUUUAUGAUCAACGAGCAUUGAUUGGUUGUCUUCUACUGAAAAAUCCUAAAGUGAAUGUGUUAUAUCAUUCAUUUGAUUAUCUAAAAACUGGUCUAAAAUUGGAUGUGAAUUCCCGUUUAUUUGUAGACAAUCAAGAGGUAGCUGUUGUAUAUUUUAGAACUGGCUAUACUCCAGAUGCUUUCCCUGAUGACGAAACAUGGGAUGUGAAAUAUCAACUUGAACGGUCGUUAGCUAUCAAAUGCCCAUGUAUACAAUAUAUGCUUGCAAAUACAAAAAUAAUACAGGCCGCCCUGUCAAAACCGAAAUAUUUAUCUAGAUUUUUUAAUCCGGAUAGUUCAAGUUAUUUAAAUAUUUUAUCUACAUUCGCCCAUCAAUAUACAUUAGAUGAAGAAAUGGGAAUAUCGGAUUCCCCUGAGAUUCAAUAUGUAAUUAACGAUUGUCUAUUAAGACCAGAUAAUUAUGUUUUGAAACCACAGAGAGAAGGUGGAGGGAAUAAUUAUUUUGGAGAGGAACUUGUUCAGAAAUUAAAGUCAAUUAUGAAUCAUUCUGAAAGAAAACUGUAUGUACUUAUGGAGCGUAUACAACCAUAUAUUUUUGAAAAUUCUAUAUUGAAUUCAACUUCAGCUUCUGGAGAAUUAAAUGUCAAGAAAAUGGUUACUGAAUUGGGUAUUUUUGGUGCAAUUCUUGCGUGUAAAGAUGAAAUCUUCCUGAAUGAGUUUUCUGGUCACCUUCUUCGAUCAAAACCACUGGAAUCUAAUGAAGGUGGAAUAGUAGCAGGUUAUGGUUGCCUUGACUCUCCAUUCCUCGUUUAAUACGUUUCAAUUACUUUCAUUUUGCUUCAGUGAAAUAACAAUUAGAAUGAUUUUAAAAAAAUACAUGAUUUGAUAACUUUA